Messenger RNA from Periconia digitata, 2432 nucleotides. The record is from the annotation of a GenBank genome assembly. NCBI's taxonomy places the organism in Eukaryota, Fungi, Ascomycota, Dothideomycetes, Pleosporales, Periconiaceae.
UAUUGACAUUCUGGACAUCAGCUACUAUGCCCAUCCCUGUGCUUUCAUCCUUGUCUCUAUCGAAAAUUUCCAGGCGCUUCGUUUCGUCAGAUGAAACUCCGAUCUCAGCACAGGCCGACAAGAACGAGGUCCUUGCUCCAGAACAAGAGGAACGGGAAAAACAUGUGGCGCAAGACACAUUAAAAGCCUCUAAAGAGAAAACUUCUACUCAGUAUCCAGUUCCAGCAUCUCCCAUCGUAAGUGAUGAUGUUGUGACUGAUGCCAUGCUACGCAGAGCUCGCGUAAGAGUGGGCACCGACCCGCUAAGAACCAACGGUGUAUUGUACACCAAUGUGACCCCAGAGCAAAGAAAUCUCUGUGACUACUGUGCUGUCAUCGAUUGGCGUGCUCUACUGAUAAGGAACGCAAAGCCUUCGGAGGAAGCGAGCGAACCGUCACAAGAAUCUUCCCUUACACGCCUCUCCACCCGGCGAUGGGAAGAUUCCAUAUUGGGUAGUUGGGCAAAUGUCAAGUUGCACAAAUAUACAUGUACGCUUUGCGACCUACUGUAUCGCGGUCUUAUAGAGUUGUACGGAUCGACUCCACGAGAUGACGUUCGUACGGCAUCGGACGAUAGCAUCAUACUUCGAAUCCGAUGCGAAAACCCAUCUACGGAUCCGCCGCAAUGGCCGGAGAAACUUUUGGAGCACUCUGAAAUAUUUGGCAAAUUCCGACUCAAGGUGCGAUUCGAAGGCAUAGAGAUAGUUCGCAGUUUCGGUUCUACCUCAUUCGACGACCUUUCGUUCUGCGUUCUCAACGAUGUUACGAGGCUAGAGGGCGAUUCCUAUAGCGAGCUCAGCAUCAAAAAAUUGGCAAUGCCCACAACCCAGCAAAAUCAGAUUGAAAUCGAACUAUUGCGAAUUUGGGCACGCGAAUGUCAACUUGAACACAGUCUUUGCCGCUCCGGAUGGGGAGGCCUGACACGGAAGCGACGUCAAAAAACACGAAGCUACACCCUGCGUGUGAUAGACUGUUCUAACAAAAAGGUCGUUGUAGCUAAAGGAGAGUGCCGGUAUGCUACAUUGAGCUAUGUAUGGGGUCAAACCGACCAAUAUACUAGUCGGAAGCAAGACAUUCUCACAACCGUGGAUGAGGAACAGAUCAUAGAUCUUUCCGAGCGUACACUCGCGGAGACUGUAGCCGACGCUAUACUUGUCACUAAGGAGAUGGGAAUCCGUUAUCUUUGGGUUGAUACGGUAUGCAUCGUACAGGAUGACUUAGAAGAGAAAAAAGAAACGCUUUCUGCGAUGGAUGAGAUUUACAAGCAAUCUGUGUUAACCAUAGUUGCAGCUACUGGAACACAUGCAAAUGUUGGGCUUGCUGGCAUCCGGCCCAAUUCUCGGGUCAUAGAUGCCUGCCAAGGCUGGGUAGAUGGACUGCAUUUGCGCAGGUGCAACAAAUAUGAUGCGGAGCCUAAGAUUGAGGAAACUCCUUGGGCUAGUCGAGGAUGGACUUAUCAAGAAAGCUACUUCAGUCCACGAAAGCUUAUAUUUGCCAACAACAGGGUCUAUUAUCAUUGUUCAGAAUCAUCAUUUGGUGAGGUACAGCCACUGAAAAAGGGGUGCUUCCGUCGACCGAUCUUCCAAAGCCACUCGUCGACUGCAAAAGAACUCCAGACCAUGCGUAGUACACCUACAGGUCCUUUCACUCUGUACGCUGAGCAUGUGGAGAAUUACAACUGGCGUACCCUGUCAUUUCAGGAAGAUGUCCUCGCUGCUUUUGCCGGCGUAGCCAGCGACAUAGAACGUGCAACAGAUAAACGAAUGCGUCUAUUCGAAGGACUACCCGUCGGGUUUCUUGCACGUGCUUUAUGCUGGGAAGUUAAGAAUCCUCAGCCGAGACAGACAUCAGCUCGACGGCUCAGAAGCUCAGAUAGGCGCCCGAUAUUUCCUACGUGGACAUGGGCUGCUUGGAACAUCGCAGUGCAUUACACCCACCAAUACUAUUUCAACGAAGAGUAUGAUGCGACUGGUACGCCGAGUAGAAUCGAACUUCGAUGGCCAUGGCCUGAAGGGGCCGAGUAUCAGCUAGUCGAAGAUCAUGGCAACACAGCAGGAGACAACUGCGAUUCAUACAUAUACGACACUCUAAGCACAGGCAUCUUAACGUGCAAAGCAAAGAUUGGGUUGCUUGAAAAAUCAGAUCCCUUGUCCUCAAUGCCUCAUACUAUGGACGAUGGGACGAUCUGGGAGCAAGGAAUCAAACAGGUGAUGUCAGUCGCCGAAGUUUUUGGGAGAAAGUCGAACUUCGGUGGCCGCGACUCUCCGCAUCAACAUUUUGUGCUGUUCCUAGUAGAAGAAGAGGGCAUCUUUUUCAGGGAGGGGGCUGCAUGGAUGAGCGAUAUGGACUGGAAAAGUAUCAAAGCGGAAGAAAAAGCAAUCCGACUCGGUUAA